AAAUGGUAAAGAUUUAAAAAGAAGAAAAGAGAAUACCAGAAAUAUUGCGUUACUCGUGGUUGGUGGUGCAAUCUGGAAUAAAUAACAACAAAAAAAUAAGCAUUAAAUCUUAUACAUAUCUGAAAGCGAAAAGUUUAUGCAUUUCAACGAUUAAAAAAAAAAAAAUUUAUUUUGUCCGGGAUUAACCCACGCAAAUUCGGUUGAAUUAAUACGAAAUUAAUUAAAAAAUUUUUUAUAUUUAAUAAUUAUUAAAAAGUUUUAUAAAGAAAAAUUUUUAUUUAAUAAUAAAAUGUGAAUGUAUUUUAAAUUUCAGUUCGAGUAUCCGAUGAUUUUUGCGGGUAAAAUUUGUUGGUUAAAAUCGAAUGCGUUUAAAAAUAUCCAAUAAGGAAUUUUAUAUCCUUAGCGGAGGGUCAUGUACCUAUUGGUGUGCACGUAAAAGAUAUACAGAAAGAGUUUUUUAUAUUGUAAUUUUUAUAUUUUUGUGUAUUGUAAAAUUUUUGAAAAUUUUAAAAUUUAAAAUUUUUUAAAGUUCACUUAGCUUUAAAUUUCUUUAAAAUGUAAAAUUAAAAUUAUUAAAAAACUAGUGUGUCAUAGUUAUUCUUAAAUAUUUUAAGUAAAAAGUCUAAAUAAUGAAAAAGUGAUUGAAAAUUACAGGAAAUUUGCAUUAAAUUAAACCAAAAAGAAGUUGAAGGAAUAAUAAAUUUGAAAUUUAAAAUAAAGUUUUCCCAUUUAAGUUGUACUUAUCUCUUGUAUAUAAUUUGAUAAGAAUUAUAAAUUUAAUAUAAGUACGUAUGUGUGCACGCACAUAAAUAUUUCAUAUCUGUCCUUAUCGAAAAUAAAAAAAAAAAAUUCUUAAGUCUCACAUUAUAAUGUAAGCUUGAACAAAUACCAGUAACAACAACAAAUCCAAGAUAAUAGUAAUAUUGAUAGCAAAUAAUAACACAUUAAAAAAAAAGUUCUAACGAUAAAUCAUAAUGUGUGAUAGUGAAUCUGUUAAUACUUCAACAGCAACAGGAUUAACUUCCACAACUCCAACAGGAAUUAGUGCCGGUGGUAUUGAAUGCAUACAUUCACCAAUAAAAAUGUGUUCAAUUCAAGCUACAACAAUGCAAGCACAAAGUCCAUCAAAACAUAAUUCAUUAAUAUUUGACACAAGCUCUCCACAGCAACUUCAUCAAUUUGAUAAUUGUAUAAAAAAUUCUAAAAAUAGUAAUAAUAUUAAUAUGAGUGCAGUAAAUAUUGCUGCCGCAACAGUAAAAUCAGCAUCAGCAGCAACAUUAAUUGCAGCUGGUCAACCACAUCAAUUGAUUGGUGUUGGUAUUCCAUAUGGAUCUUUGGAUAAAAAUACAAUGUUAACACCGCAUGAUUUAUACAGUAUGAAUAUUAAUGCAAUACCUGCAGCUGAAAUUGGUGGAUCUAUUAAUAGUUUAAAUGUUAGUAGCGGUAAUGGAAGUGGAAAUGUUGCUGCUGCUGGUAGUAAUGGUGUAACUCCAACUUUAAUUAAUCAAAAUCAAUUAUCGAAAUCUAUUUCAAAUAUGAAUAUUAAUAUGAAUAUUAAUCCCGGCAAUAUAACCCAAAUAAUUAAUAUUGAUGAACUAAUUUUGGAAAAUUAUGCUCUAAGAGAGAAACUCAAAGAAAUAACAAAUGAUCGUGAUCGCCUUUUGUGUGAAGUUUCUAAUUUACGUUUAGAAUUGGAUAUGCAAGAAUUGAAGCGUUUACCAGAAUUAGAAAGGUGAGUAUUAAAAAUUCAUCACAUCAACUAGUUGGAAAUUCAUAAAGCUCAGUAGAAGUCUCUUUAAAAUCAUUCAAACAUCACGUAAUAAUUUUUUUUAUUUAAUUUGUUAUUGCUAUUCAAAUGAAAA
This is a messenger RNA of Condylostylus longicornis, 1862 nucleotides long. RefSeq lists its product as uncharacterized. Bases 975 to 1736 code for a protein of 253 amino acids. The transcript is spliced from 2 exons. The record is from RefSeq and is a predicted model, not a curated record. Lineage: Eukaryota; Metazoa; Arthropoda; Insecta; Diptera; Dolichopodidae.